This is a messenger RNA of Pomacea canaliculata, 5682 nucleotides long. RefSeq names its product proton myo-inositol cotransporter-like. Gene Ontology annotation, biological process: transmembrane transport. The record is from RefSeq and is a predicted model, not a curated record. NCBI's taxonomy places the organism in Eukaryota, Metazoa, Mollusca, Gastropoda, Architaenioglossa, Ampullariidae. Gene Ontology annotation, cellular component: membrane. Gene Ontology annotation, molecular function: myo-inositol:proton symporter activity.
AAACAUCUCAGGCUCUCCUGUUAUCUCACCAAACCACACACACACACGCACUACAGUCGCUGGGUUCUCCAUCUCGCCAGCAACCCCUGCAUCACCAGCUUGUGGCGUUGCCAGCAGUGCUGCAGCAAUAUAACGGACGCCGUGCCGGCAGCGUCAGCCGCAAACAGCCGCUGUACCGUAUCGUACCGGCGCUGGCAGCCCACGCGCGGUGGCGGCACCACAGUCGUCCAGCAGACCGCAGCAGAGCAAGCACACACACGCACACACCGCCAACGAAGGGUCAGUCGCUGACCCCCGUGCGCGCCGUGACGGAGGCAAGUCUCUGCUGCGAAGAGAGAGAGAAAGAGCGCUGCAACCCGAGGGCAGGUCAGCAGCCGGCCUUCAGAGCUAUCCUUCUCUGUCUCUCUCUCUCGCACGCGCGCGUGUGUGUGCGCGUGCCGUGAAGUGGAGGACACGUAGCGACAGACUCGCCAGGCACGCAGAACGCCCCAGCAUCGUGUUUCUGGCAUCGGAAGCCUGCAGAGACGCCUAUCGUCCACCCGGUGCAAUCGGUGGAUCGGUGGAGGAGUAGAAGGGUAUCCGCGCGGCCUUGCCCUAACUAAGCGGGUAGAAACUCUUGGAGGGACAGAGACAAGAGGGGCCACCUAGUGCUGGCGGCGCAGACUGAAGGAGGAUGCCGAGUGCUGCUUGUCGAGUGCCGGUCGUCUGCUUGCCUGCCUGCUGGCGUGAUUGAGGAGACUGCAACACUGGGCCUCGCCAAUCGAACGCUGGGAACAGCAGCACUCGCAAAAUCUUGAAAAGAACUCAUCCUCAUCAGCAAAGUAUUUGCAAGGUGCUACAGUUACAGUUGAGCUACACCUGACAUAACCGUCCAUCCCUCGGGAAGGGACUAAAGACAUGGACCACAGUCUCUUCUGAACGUGUACCCAGAUUCCCAGAAAGAAUUCUUAUCACCACACGACCCACUGCCUCCCUGUAGAGCGUUGCCCCUCCGCCAUGGCUCGGGUUGGCAGCGUGGGUCAGUUGGGUCAGGCGGGUGAGCAGCAGCGACCCAACAAACUCUGUGAUGGAGAGAAUGAGAAAGAUGAACCUGAAGAUCGACAGCCUGCAGCAGAAAGUACAGACACCCCGCUUCAUCUACAUCCUUACCUUCUUCGCCGCGCUAGGAGGUUUCCUCUUCGGGUACGAUACGGGUGUCAUCUCGGGUGCAAUGAUCCUGCUUCGCAACUCCUUCAGCCUCUCGUCCGUGUGGCAGGAGCUCAUCGUCAGUGUCACCAUCGCAUCUGCUGCUGUGCUUGCCCUGGUCGGGGGUCUGAACGACAUGCUGGGUCGGCGACCGGUCAUCAUGGUGGCUUCGCUGAUCUUCACCGUGGGUUCGCUGAUCAUGGCCUUCUCCAAGGACAAGUUCGUCCUUCUCGUCGGCCGAAUAGUCGUCGGCGCCGGCAUCGGUCUGACAUCUACCACGAUCCCAAUGUACCUGGCUGAGUGUUCUCCAUCUUACCUCCGUGGGACACUCGUGUCCACCAACAUCGCCAUGGUCGCUUUCGGUCAGUUCAUGGCCAAUGUCGUCGAUGGCAUAUUUGGAGACGAUGCACACGACGGCUGGAGAUACAUGCUGGGUAUGGGGGGCAUCCCCUCCUUAGUACAGUUUGUAGGCUUCCUCUUCAUGCCGGAGAGUCCGCGGUGGCUCAUCUGCCAGGGUCAAGAGGAGAAAGCCAGGCGGGCGCUGCAGUCCAUGCGGGGAAUGCUGGACAUCGAGGAGGAGUACGAACAGAUCAAACAGACUUGUCGAGAGAUCCAGCAGGAGGAGGAGGCGAGGGGCCGCAAGCCAGUCAUCAUCCAGAUGCUGCAGAUCCCUGCCGUGCGGCGCUCUCUCCUGGUGGGCUGCAGCCUGCAGGUCAUCCAGCAAUUCGCUGGCAUCAACACAGUCAUGUACUACAGUGCCACCAUCAUCCGCAUGUCAGGCGUGAAAAGCGAUGAGGCUGCCAUCUGGUUGUCUGCCGUCACCUCAGCUGUCAACUUCCUGUUCACGGUGGUCGGCCUGUACCUCGUUGAGCGCAUCGGCAGGCGACCCUUGACCCUGGGCAGCCUCAUGGGCGCGAUCGUCAGUCUGGCGUGGUUGGCGGUCGGGUUCCACCUGUCUGCCCUUAACACCCCCCCUGUGGACUAUCUGGAGCCUGUCGUCAUGGAUUCGCAGUGUUCUCGAUACAGGUCAUGCAACGACUGCCGGCAAGACCUGGACUGUGGCUACUGCUACAUCGACCUGGAGGAUGCCGUUGCCAACGCCAGCUGCUUGCCAACCAGCUACGACAACCCUUGGAUGGCCACCACAGGACGCUGCAACAGCAGCUACCUGCCCAAUCCCCUCACCUGGGCCUACGACUACUGUCCCACGCCAUAUUCGUGGAUGCCUAUGGUUGGCCUUGUUCUCUACCUGGUCUUCUUCGCUCCAGGCAUGGGUCCCAUGCCCUGGACUAUCAACUCGGAGAUCUACCCACUGUGGGCUCGUAGCACGGGCAAUUCCGUGUCCACAUUCACCAACUGGACCUGUAACCUGGCAGUCUCCAUGUCCUUCAUAAGUCUUACUGAGGCACUCACCAGAUAUGGAACAUUCUGGAUGUAUGCCUGCAUGGCUUUCGCUGGAGCCAUCUUGCUGGCGCUGAUUCUGCCAGAAACAAAAGGACGCAGUCUAGAAGAGCUGGAGGGCCUGUUUGCAAGGCCCUGGAUAGGUGACAGCGGAGCACCUAUCAACUACAACAUCAAGACUGUGCAGUACGUUCACAUACGAGGGCUCAAUCGCGACGGACGUGAAUCUGAACUGGAUUCACCAGAAUGAGGUCAGCUGACACUUACGGGAGAACUCGGUGACCACAUCUCUCUAGACCCUCCUGACGCAUCAAUAAUAAUAAUAAUAAAAAAAACCUGUUCUGCUGUUCAGAACCUGGUGGUCGCUCCAUGCCAGGGGUCUGACAAAGAAUUCGCCAGUGGGGUGCAGUGAUUGACCUGUGUGCUGUUAUGGAAAUGGGCAAGCUCAGAUUCCAAACGGCAGGCGGUAGUCUGGAGAGUAAUCUGAUUUAGAACCCUGUUGUCUAAGCGCUUGAGAAGUAUAGCUUAGUGCUCUGCCAUCCGUGUUGACAAACUGUUUUAUUUUGAGGUCGCACUUGCUGGUGCCAACAUCACUGGGCUGCCUAGUGACAGAACAAUAGAAGUUAUUGAAGGGACAAAAAAAUGGGGGUGAUGGGGUCAGGAGAUGGGAAGCAGCAACAGAAAAAAAAAAUCAGGCAAGGGGAUUAAACAAAGUUGACGUUGAAAAGAUGGGAAUGGCAUAGUGUUUGAAAUAGCAACAUUAGACUUAGACAAUAUUUAUCACGUGUUAUUAAAAACAAAUUAAGCUCUGUAAAUACACAUAUGGAUGGCGCAUCUGUUUUGAUAAUGACACUAUGUGAUUCGUCCUCAAUAGCAUUGAACGUCGUCACGACAAAAGAUCAAAACUAUAUUUCGUAAUUCGUUGUGAGUCGACUUUUGUAUGUUGGCAAUCAAGUUUCCAUGUUACCUGGAUAUGUACAGACUUCUAACGGGCUAGUCAUUAGCUGCUAACAUUAGUGUUAGCGUUAGCAGCUUCUGUACAGUGGCAAAGCUGCAUCAUAUACCCAGAUGUUUUGUUGGCUGAUGGAACAGAGAACUGUUAAAUUGCCCUGGAGAUAUUUCUCAUUUGUCACAUCACUGUCAUCAGUCUUUUAAACGGAAACUGUGGUAAUACUAAUGAUAAAGCGAGCACAUACACACACAAUGCUUACAUUACCUACCGAAUAAUGCCCUAAUGAGCCUUUUUCUCUAAAGCUUCUUUUUGAAAAUGUAACAUUUUUUCCCACGAAAAUUCCCCCUGAUCUUCAAUUAUAAAUUAUUAUUUAUCAUUUUUCCUCCGAUUUCAUACGGUUCAAUGAUAACAAAAAGUGGCAAUCUGCUAAAGGAUCUGGUUCUAUUGAGUAUAAUAAAUAAGAUGAAAAUUGAUGAUAAGAUGAGAUGAAAAUUCCGAGAACGCAUUUAAGGUCAGCCAAAAGAGGAGACAGACCCAAUAAAACUUAAAAAUGCCAUUCGCUUUAAUUAACAGUACAUAUUAUUCUACUAAUAUUCGUCUUUAAUGGCUUGUUCAAAUAUGUUAACGUGCUUAACUCUCAUGACUUCACUUUUGUUGUUGUUUUGAUAUUGCCAUUGGGUUUACUUUGGUGCCAGGAUUUUCAUCUGUUGUCAAACACGGACGAAAUGCUUAUUUAAGAUGGACAAACAAAAGUCUCGAGGCAACCGCAGCUGAAAAAAGAACUAUGCCAAUUCGUUCACCGCUUGAAGAGAAUUGCACAGACCGGCUACAAUGAUGUCAUAGCCUUUGGACUAGUAGUCAUGGAAGAAAGGUGGAAUUCAGAGUACGCAGCUAGUUGGACAGCUAACGCCUGACAGUCAGCUAAACUGCUAAUUUGUUUGUAUUUUAGGCGACUGUCAUCUAAGCUAUAGAUGCUAGCUGCUUACUAUGUACCCGACUCCUAAAGGAAGAAUGCAAGGUAAGGUGGUAUAACAUAGGUGUCAGAGUUUUUAUUUGAGGAAGAAGAUGCCAACGCCCGUAAAACCCAAUCAGCAGCAGGUGUGAGCAGGGAAGUGGAAUCACAGAAGCUUGGCAAAUAUUCGUGCGGCAAAGCCCCUGUCCAAGCUGCUCUAUGUCUGUGUUCUUUGUUAAAGUUUUGGUCUGGCCACAAUCAGGCCUAUGUUGUGUUUGAUGCAUUUUGUACUUUUACAUUGUAUAUUUUGAUCGACUUUAUCAAGACAGGUUUUUUUGCCUGUUAACUUGCUGCAAUUAUGUCUCUUCUUCUCUACUGGAUUGUGUUAUUGCCGGGACGGUAUUUUUGUGUGAACGAUUUUGUGCGUCAGGUUAAAUAAUAAGUAUUUUUAUUUCUUGAAGAGAUUCUGGAAGGAAAAAGGAGAAAUAGCUUUACAGGGACUGGAGAGCCACUGGCCGGCGGGUCAUCUACUAGCACUGCCAGGAUAUCAGCUGGUGUGGUGAUUGAAUUUUUCGCUUGGGUUUGAAAGAUUGCCCAAGUCAAGUAUGUACUGAUUGAUGUCAUUGACACAAAUAUUGGACCAGAUGUAUGAGGUUUGUGUUCGGAUUGUUGAUAAUUAUCUUCGCUUUGACUACAAGCGAAGCCGAGAUUGAUUGACCAUCUUUACAAGUAGACCUCUUCUAUCAAACUCAAAAGUAAAAGUCAUACAUGCAAUAUCUUUGACAACGGACAUUACAUAACGGACUCAAUAAUUAAAUAUUUUACCAAACAAAUAUGCUUCUUUAGAAACAGCAUUACUCAUUCCAAGCCCAUGAAUUUCAUUUACGAAUGAUGAAUUUUAUCGUUCCCAUUGUCUUAAAAAGUUAACGGCAAGUUUAGCUUUCUAGUCAUCAUGUUUUCAAUAGCAUGGCAUUUGAAUGGAACAGUGAGUGGUGCAUCACAACCAACUUAGACAUGAUGAGACUGAAUCAAAUGCAAAGUAAAGCAAUAGCUCUUUCCCUAGGGCCUGGUGGUGUUUUCUUACAAAGGCUUGUGUAUAACAGAAUAUGGACCGACAUGUAUUUUUGUUGUAACGAUUCCAUGUUUGUGACAUAAGGUCGACAUAUAUAUAUAAAAGAGCAUUAGUAACUAU